Molecule: messenger RNA, 603 nt
Organism: Protopolystoma xenopodis
Lineage: Eukaryota; Metazoa; Platyhelminthes; Monogenea; Polystomatidea; Polystomatidae
Source: the annotation of a GenBank genome assembly
ACCAGGCUGUCCGAGUCGUGUCAUCAGAUCGGCUGCCCCAUCGACUGUUGGCCCGAGCCCGGGCCGGGCGAGACUGUGCAGUUCAACAACCAGUUCACGGAGCACCCCCCGGCCAGCGCCGCGAUCGCCGACCCGCAGGCCCAGGCGCAGUCGGGCCCUGGACCCGACCACCAUCAGAACCAACCGUGCGGCCGGCUCAGUCUGCCCGUGGCCUCGCCGGCUGCUCGACCGGCCGGCCGGCCUCGGACCAAGCGCGUUGUGGCCAGAAGCGACCGGGCCCACACCUCGACGCCUCCCGAUCUCGAGACCAGACCCGCCUCGGGUGGGCGGAAGGCGAUCAACGAACCGCCGACAGCCUCCAAGUCCAGGCGUCGGGGUUCUGGGGCCACCUUCCUCAGGACCGACUCGGAAGAUAGGCCUUUUCCUUGUCCAGUUCCUGGUAAUCCCCCCAUGCAUCCAAGCCAAAUCCUUCCACGCCCAUGCGCUUUUAAGGCUGGUCUACGGCGUCUGCAGCGGAGACCUGAUCCUGAAGGCUCGCAUGAUGCAAUAUUUGUUGUCACAGCCUUCACUUUGUUCACUAUUGCGAGCGGAGGGAGUUCGUAG